Messenger RNA from Saccostrea echinata, 1210 nucleotides. Its product is annotated as suppressor of cytokine signaling 2-like. Gene Ontology annotation, cellular component: phosphatidylinositol 3-kinase complex. The record is from RefSeq and is a predicted model, not a curated record. The coding region runs from base 155 to 973 and encodes 272 amino acids. Lineage: Eukaryota; Metazoa; Mollusca; Bivalvia; Ostreida; Ostreidae. The transcript has a single exon. Gene Ontology annotation, biological process: intracellular signal transduction; phosphatidylinositol phosphate biosynthetic process. Gene Ontology annotation, molecular function: 1-phosphatidylinositol-3-kinase regulator activity.
UUCUGGAAAUAUGUCGACAUUGUAUAUUAGGCUAGUGUAUACUUGGAAAUCAGUAUUUAUACUUGAUAAACAGAGUUGUGUGAGAUGGACGGUCAUUUGCUUGCUAGCUUUACAGAAGACGUUUAUGAAAGAGAUUUAGUUAAUAGUAACGGGGAUGAAGAUAACUAUUAUGAAUGGCAAGCCCCAUUAUGAAUUUCAAAGGCUGCCAGAUAAAAUUUGCGAUGACCCCUUGCGUGGUCAAGGGGAUUAUUCAAAGUCCAAAUGUCUAAUGGCCGAGGGAAUUUUGUCAUCUUCGUUCAAUAUCAUAAAUGGACCAAACGAAAGUAAGACCGUGGCCGUAAUAGAAAAAAAUGAAAGCAUUCAAAAGUGUAAGGAAUGUAGUACAGAUAAAGACGAUGAGAGAGAGCCAGCUUAUUACUGUGCAAAGGAUAUGGUGAUUCAGAUUGGAACCACUUGUUCACUUUUACAGACAGGAUGGUAUUACGAAAAUUUCACGAGUCAGGAGGCCAAAAAUUUAUUACGAAAGGAACCAGUCGGGACAUUUUUAAUCAGGGACAGUUCUGAUCCAAAAUACUUAUAUUCUCUUAGUGUCAAAACGUCUCGGGGGACUACAAGCGUUCGGAUUCUUUAUCAUAAGGGACAGUUUCAGUUGGACAGUGACGAACGGAUUAGUGCAAAAAUGCCCAAAUUUGACAGUGCGGUACGUUUGGUGGAUUUUUAUGCGCGUUUGACCAGUAUGGGGAAAAGUUAUGUAUGUCGAUGGCUGGAGAGCUCGGGGAGAAAGGAUUUACCAAUAGUAUUGCAAAAACCUAAAGCCAAUUGCGUGGUGGAUUUAAAACAAUUGUGUCGUUUAUCAGUAAACAGGAGUUUACCAAAAACUUUAAGUAGAUCAAAAGUGUUGAGUUAUAUGGAUAAAUUACCCGUUCCUAAGCCAAUCAAGAACUAUCUGAAGGAAUAUCCUUACAUACAUUGACUGUAGUGACUCAUUUCUAAAAAUAACCGGGUAAUGUUCGUAUAUAAUGGCAGCUCCAAUGUUUUCAUAUGCAUUGGUAAAAUAUAAGACACUAACUACCUCGAUAUUUGUGUAGCAGUAUUUAUUUAAGUUAUUUAUUUGAUUUUUUGUUCAUUUAUGUUAUAAAUUUGGGUGCUAUUGAUGAUUUUUUUUUUUUGUGUGGGUUAACCAUACUUGUUGAAAUGAAAUAAUUAAACU